AUGUCAAAUGUUACGAACAAACGUUUCAAUUUAUCGAUUUAUUUACUCUUCAUUAUUCUUCUUACUGAUCAUUUCCUGUGCGUUCAGUCAUUUGUUAUUUUUGAUGAUGAUCAACUACAGAAGCAGCUCGAUAGUAUUCGACAAGGUGUAAUUCAACAGAUAAAUACUGAUGCUUUGAUAAAUUCAGAGUAUUCGUCGUCAACAAAUGUUGCUGAAUUUCAAAUAGCAUUACAACGUCGCUUUUGUUGCAUGAGUCCAAUCAGUGGUCGGAAACGGUUUACUCGAGAUCUGCCGAAGCAAUCAUUAUUGGACUUUCUGAUAAAAUAA
This is a messenger RNA of Adineta ricciae, 327 nucleotides long. The record is from the annotation of a GenBank genome assembly. NCBI's taxonomy places the organism in Eukaryota, Metazoa, Rotifera, Eurotatoria, Adinetida, Adinetidae.